UGCGACCCAACCAGCCGGUACCGGUCGUUCGACGGCAGCUGCAACAACUUGAGGCACCCGACAUUCGGGGUGGCCGGCUCAACGUUCCGGAGAAUCCUAGCGCCGAAGUAUGAGAACGGCGAUGGGCGAACCCCCAGGCUGACGGGCGUGACGGGCGCCAAGCUGCCCAGUCCACGGUUGGUCAGCGUCGCGGUCCACGACCCGGGGAACCACACGGCUGUCAACGUAAACUUGAUGGUCAUGCAGUGGGCCCAGUUUCUCGACCACGACGUGACCAGGACCCCCACGACGGUGGCGAGCGCGCCGUGCUGCACGGCGGAACUCGUCAGGUCCGGUGUCCUUCACCCAGACGUCACAACCGGCGGCCCUUGUUUUCCGAUCAUCGUGGGCAGCAAUGACCGACUGUUUACUGACCUCACUACCAGGUAAUAGCAAGCUCGUGCGUGGGUGAAAUUUAAAAAAAAAAAAAAUUUAAUAGAAGUUAUUUAACGAAAACUAUGAUUUUUUUUUUAUUUAAAAGUGGACUCUUCUACAGCAUUUCCUUAAGCGUGUGGUAUCAACACAUUUUGAGAAACAAAAAACAUUGCAUUGCUUAAGUCACCUUUUUUUUUUUUUAUAGAUACACAAUUUUGGUAAUAAUGUUACAAGUUUUAGCAAUAAAUAUAUGUCGAAAUAUUGUCCAAUUUUAAUUUCGGUAAUAUAUCUGAACAAAAAAACAAAAAAACUAAGUGGACUCUUCUACAGCAUUUCCUUAAGCGUGUGGUAUCAACACAUUUUGAGAAACAAAAAACAUUGCAUUGCUUAAGUCACCUUUUUUUUUUUUUUAUAGAUACACAAUUUUGGUAAUAAUGUUACAAGUUUUAGCAAUAAAUAUAUGUCGAAAUAUUGUCCAAUUUUAAUUUCGGUAAUAUAUCUGAACAAAACAACAAAAGAACUCCAAUGAAUAAUUUAGAUUGCCUUAAACAUUCACAUUUCAAUUUUUUUUUGUUCGGCUGCAAGAAAAACAGCAUGUGCUUGGGGAGAGGGAGGGGGAGGGGGGCGAGAAAAAGAGAGAUUUAAGAAGCCAAAUUUUGUAAUGUGGAGAAAAAUUAACUUUAGAUUUAAAUCCAUGGGUCACAACAUCGAAAAGUAGCAAGGAGGCUUCCAAAAGUAAUGCGACCACUUUGGUGUGUAGCGAUAGAGCGGACGGCUGAGGACCACUUUACUUGGUAUAGCUUUGGGUGCGCGGAAGCGGUUUGCCGAUACAGUUUUGGGUUUCCAUGUGACCAAGGGUUCUCAUGAUCUCAUCUCUGUGGAUUUGGCUUAGCUCGAGAAUAUAUCUUACUAUGUUGAUUUUGGAAGGGGAAGAAACGUGACACAUGACAAUUUUGGCAUUAUAAAUUUACAAGAGCACAGGUUUUCCGCCCAUGUCCUCAAAUUGGUUUGCGAACGGAUUUAUGUGAGGUCCCUGACUGAAACAAUAGACUAAGAGAAGCAGUCAUUUUUUAAACCCUUAUUUUUUGUUUUUUUAUUUGGUGUCUUAAGGGUUAAGUUACCACUUCCAAGCAUGACAUUAAAUACGUUGUCAAUUACAUGAUACUGAAAAAUUAAGGUUUGAAAUGUUUUACUUUCUAAGAAUUUACCCUAUUGAAGAUUUAAAAGCCUUUUUUACCAAAAUUCAUUUUGGUAAGGGUCACUUAACUUCUAACAUAAAUGGGGUCAUGACUUGAAAACGCUUGAGAACUGAGAUAUGUCAAAUAUUAUUUUCCUCAAUAGAUGUAGGGAUUUCACAAGAUCGGAUCCAGCGGUUGACGACAACGGCAUCAGACAACAGUACAACGCCAUUACCCCGUGGAUUGAUGGGUCUCAAAUCUAUGGCCACACCGAGGAGCUGGCCCGAUCUCUGAGGACAUUGGUUAACGGAAAGUUAAGAGUCGUCACCAUCAACGGGGAGGACUUCCUCCCGGCCGACGAGGCGGCUACGGACGAGACGUGCUUCAAAUUGCAACCGGGAGAUUACUGCUUCAAGGCAGGGGAUGUCCGGGUCAACGCUUACCCAGGGUUGUCUGCCCUGCACACCAUGUUUCUACGCUACCACAACAAGAUCUGCGACCGACUGAAGGCGAUACACGGUGAUUGGAGUGAUGAGAUCUUGUACCAAGAAGCCAGGCGACUCGUCAUCGCCGUGAUACAGAGAAUAUCAUAUGAUGAGUUCAUGGUUCAGAUUUUAGGCCAAGCGGCGUCCAAGUACGGUCUCCUGUUUGGUAACUACAGCUACAACUCUUCCAUUGACCCGGCGCUUUCUAACGUGUUCUCGACCGCCGCCUACCGCUUCGGUCAUUCCUUAGUGUCCGACAGCCUCACGAUCAACGGACAAGUCGUGGAGACCGGUGACCUCUUCAUGAGACCGAAAUUCGUCUUGAACUCUCUAAAGAACUUAACCGAGGCACUGUUGACUGAAAACUGCCAGAGAGCGGACCGGUGGUACACCAAGGGAAUGACCGACCGAAUGUUCGAAAAGCCAGGCGGUCCGAAGACUGGACAAGACAUCGUCGCCUUAAAUAUACAACGAGGCCGCGACCACGGACUUCCGCCGUACAACGAAUGGCUUGCGUAUUUUGGGUUGCCCAUAAAGACAUUCGACACGAUGGAGCAAGGAGCUAUCCGGUACCGUGGGGUCUAUUCGUCCGUCGACGACAUUGACCUUUACAGUGGCGCCAUCGGCGAGUUUCCCGUGAACGGCGGGAGUGUCGGUGGGCUUUACUCGCUCAUCCUCGGCGACCAGUUCAGGGAUCUCAAAUUCGGGGACAGAUUCUGGUUUGAGAACCUUGGUGACGUCAGCUCGUUCACCUCGGACCAGGUCAAGCAGAUCGCCAGGAUAAAAUUUUCAAAGGUCAUCUGCGACACGGUCACCGGGGCCGACGGCAUCAAGAAAGUUCAGCUCAACGCUUUUCGACCAGUGUCCAGCACGAAUGUACUCACCGACUGCGCGGCCUUCCCCGACCUUGACAUUGAACGGUUCUGGGUAUGA
This is a messenger RNA of Lymnaea stagnalis (great pond snail), 3010 nucleotides long. NCBI's taxonomy places the organism in Eukaryota, Metazoa, Mollusca, Gastropoda, Lymnaeidae. The record is from the annotation of a GenBank genome assembly.